AUGACGUCCUCACCACCUCCAUCAGUGACCGCACCACCGUCUUCACCACCAGUGAAUGAUUUCAGAUCUGGAACCUUCGUUACCUUGUCUCAUAUGCAUCUUUGGUGUACUGCCGUCUUCUCCUAUCACCUAUCUGGAUUAGAUCUCACUCGAUCUACAUUAGAUAUCACGAAAUCUUCAUCAGAUUUGAAUCAUAAACCACCACCACAAAUCAGAUAUCGAUCCAGAAGUUAUCACCAUGAACCACCACUAAAAACAACAAUUGAUGUUGUUGGGGACAUGAAACCGACCGCCACUGCUUUACUAUCACAAUAUAGAUUUGAAACCGACCACCAACAAAUAUCUGUCCAGUACAACGGGCACUUCUUCCCGAGGCCAUUUACGUAUUUUGAUCCAAAUAAAAAGGAGAUAAGGUACGCUGAUUUCAGGGACAAAGGGUAUUCCGAGUUCAUUGCUCACCUAGAGCUGAUUACUAGAAGGAUGUGCAAAGAUGUAUACUAUUGUCCAGACGGCCAAACAUUGUGUCAAGGAUUUGCCACAUUGCAAAACGAUUGUGAUCAUCAUGAAUUUCUUGAGUAA
Molecule: messenger RNA, 579 nt
Organism: Lactuca saligna
Lineage: Eukaryota; Viridiplantae; Streptophyta; Magnoliopsida; Asterales; Asteraceae
Source: the annotation of a GenBank genome assembly